AUGGGGGUCCCUGAGACAAUUGUGGCUUUUCCCAAGCAGGAAUCGGACAACCAGCCAGCGACGGUCCGCUACGAAUACGACCCCUGGUUGUUGGAUGACCAUCCGCUCCGCUCGCAUCCAACCGAGUGCAUCCCCGGUCUGGGAACGUUUCUCAGUGAAUGGUUUACCUCUCUUCAGUACCGAUGGAAGGAGACCUUGUUCCGCGCUGGAUGUCUUCUCCUGUCAUGUUUAGCUGCAUUCCAAUGCCUCCAUCUCCUCCACUCCCCAUCUACCGGUAAAGGCCUGCCGCGCCCAGCGGUGACAUCUCGAAUCAGCCCUCGCGAAUGGCACGUGAGAUGCACCUACCCUCACUCAGAUCCCCGUUCCAACGCCCUUGCGCAGUCCGUUGCUGCCGGCUGCGACGGGCUUCGAACGGAUAUUUGGCUGCGCGACAAUGAGCUGCAGAUGGGUCCAUCCAACUUGGGCCUCAGCGCUACCAAUUCUUUGCCGCUGCGCCUCGAUUCGAUCAUUGCCAAACUGGAGUCGGAUAGUGCUUCACGUAGCUCCCAAGUUUCUUUGUCUGUGGCUUCUGGCGGGUUGAGCCGUAAUGAUCCUUCGCGAACUUUUAUGCUCGUCUUGGAUGCUGGAUCCUCGCUACCUGAGGUUUUGCCCGAUUUAGUUUCGCAACUGGCCGUCCUCCGACAACGUGGCUAUCUUUCCCAUUGGGAUGGUGCCGGGGUGGUUCAGCGGCCUGUCACCGUGGUUGUCACGGGCACGGCUGUGCCUGAUUCAGAUUGCUUCAGCUCACCCUACUCAGACGUAUUCUGGACAUCUGAGGAAGGGUUUAUCUUUGAGGAAGACCUUGCCAAUGAUCAGCUCUCUCCGAUCUGCGUGGUAUAA
Messenger RNA from Penicillium subrubescens, 879 nucleotides. RefSeq lists its product as uncharacterized. The transcript is spliced from 2 exons. The record is from RefSeq and is a predicted model, not a curated record. Bases 1 to 879 code for a protein of 292 amino acids. NCBI's taxonomy places the organism in Eukaryota, Fungi, Ascomycota, Eurotiomycetes, Eurotiales, Aspergillaceae.